AUGGCAUUCACCCCAGGAGACAGAGGAGGCAGAGGCGGACGAGGUGGUUUCACACCAAGAGGUGGACGAGGCGGUUUCGCUGAUCGUGGCGGACGCGGCGGCGGCCGAGGUGGAUUUACUCCCCGUGGCGGACGUGGAGGUGUAGGCGGCGACCGUGGUGGUCGUGGUGGACGUGGUGGUGGCCGUGGAGCCCCUCGAGGCCGUGGUGCACCCCGUGGUGGUGCGCGUGGUGGUGCCAAAGUGGUCAUCGAACCACACAGGCUCUCUGGUGUCUUUGUUGCUCGCGGCAAGGAAGACUUGCUCGUUACCAAGAACUUGACACCCGGCGAGUCUGUCUACAACGAGAAGCGUAUCUCCGUUGAAGGUACAGAUGGCACAAAGACAGAGUAUCGUGUAUGGAACCCCUUCCGAUCCAAGAUCGCUGCUGGUAUUCUCGGCGGUGUGGACCAGAUCCACAUCGGUCCUGGCAAGAAGGUUCUCUACCUCGGUGCUGCUUCUGGUACAUCCGUCUCUCAUGUCGCAGACAUUGUGGGCCCUGAAGGUCUCGUCUACGCCGUCGAGUUUUCACACCGUUCCGGUCGUGACUUGAUCAACAUGGCCAAGAAGCGUACCAAUGUCAUUCCGAUCGUCGAAGAUGCUCGUCACCCACAGAAGUACCGCAUGCUCGUUGGUAUGGUCGACUGUGUCUUCCUCGAUGUAGCACAGCCCGACCAAGCUCGUAUCGCUGCACUCAACGCUCACAUGUUCCUUAAGCAAGGCGGUGCUAUUCUCAUCUCCAUCAAGGCUUCAUGUAUCGACUCUACCGCUGAUCCUACUGCUGUCUUUGCAGCUGAAGUCCAAAAACUCCGUACAGAUGGCUUCAAGCCAAAGGAACAGCUGACACUCGAGCCAUACGAGCGUGAUCACUGUCUUCUUCGUGCCGAGUACGUUUAG
Molecule: messenger RNA, 933 nt
Organism: Protomyces lactucae-debilis
Lineage: Eukaryota; Fungi; Ascomycota; Taphrinomycetes; Taphrinales; Protomycetaceae
Product: Fibrillarin-domain-containing protein
Exons: 3
Coding region: 1-933 (310 amino acids)
Biological process (GO): box C/D sno(s)RNA 3'-end processing; rRNA methylation
Cellular component (GO): small-subunit processome; box C/D methylation guide snoRNP complex; nucleolus
Molecular function (GO): histone H2AQ104 methyltransferase activity; RNA binding; rRNA methyltransferase activity
Source: RefSeq, a predicted model, not a curated record